This is a messenger RNA of Hemicordylus capensis (graceful crag lizard), 4512 nucleotides long. RefSeq names its product NEDD4 binding protein 1 (gene N4BP1). The record is from RefSeq and is a predicted model, not a curated record. Gene Ontology annotation, biological process: negative regulation of proteasomal ubiquitin-dependent protein catabolic process; negative regulation of protein ubiquitination. The transcript has 7 exons. NCBI's taxonomy places the organism in Eukaryota, Metazoa, Chordata, Lepidosauria, Squamata, Cordylidae. Gene Ontology annotation, molecular function: RNA binding. Bases 177 to 2966 code for a protein of 929 amino acids. Gene Ontology annotation, cellular component: nucleus; PML body.
CAUAGCGAUGCGGCGGCCUGGGCGCUUCCGGGGUGGGAGGGGAAGGCGGGGGGAGUUUCCCCGGAGGAGGUUGUCGCCCUGACUCCCGUCAGGCCCGGAGCGAUGGGAAGCGGCGGUUGGCGCUGCUGCUCCUGCCGCUGCUCCCGCCGCCGCCCGGUGGGCCCCGCGCCGCUCUAAUGGCGGCCUCCACCACCAAUAAUAACAAUCAUAACCCCGCCGCCGCCGCCGCCGCCGCCUUUGCCUCCUCCUCGCCGCCGGUGCUGGACGAAUUCACGGCGCCGGCCGAGAAAAGCGGCUUCCUGGAGCGGAGCCGCGGCCGCGUCGAGCGCCUCUUUCGGGUGCGCCUGGCCGUCCUGGGGGCGCUCAACAGCGGCGGCGGCGGCUGGGCCCCCCUGGAGGCCGGCUCCCCCCAGCCCGCCGGGCGCAGGAUCUGGCUCAGCCUCCUUGGGGAGCCCCAGGGCGUGCGCAGCGCCAAGGAGUAUAUUAAAGGACUCUGUGAACCUGAAUUAGAAGAGAGGGAACAUUAUCCCAAAGACAUGCACUGCAUAUUUGUAGGUGCUCAGGGACUCUUCUUGAACUGCCUCAUCCAAGGGACCUCUGCUGACAUCACUGUUGUGGAAAUGGGGGUGCUGAAUAUCAAGGGUGGUGCUGAGCCCGUCGUCAUGGCCAGAAGCCACAUCCAGCAGUUCAUUAGCCUUUUCAAAAACAACACAAACCUGCUAAAUGGCAGGGAGUCGAAAGUGAAGAAGCAGUUCAAGUAUCUUGUUGAGGCCCAUGCGGAUAAGUACACGAUGGACUUGUUGAUCUUGCCCAGCUCCCUGAAGAGCGAACUGCUCAGCCUUGCGCUGAACGAGAGCUGCAGAGCAGAGGACGUUAUAGAUCUGACCACCUGUGAUGAGAUGCCGGAACUUCUUCCACAUGAAAUACAGAAGCGAUUUGCCAUCAACAGUGACUGUAAAGCAGGCCAGGAGGAAGCCAGGAACAACGCAGGUACCCCGGUCUCGGAGUUAACCAAGCAAAUGGACACGGUCUUCCCCGAUACCCCAGAAAGGCAUUUUGUACCUAUAAACGGUCUGAGUUCACUGGAGAUGCCUGCAUUUAAAGAGAGGCAGUCAUGUAAAAGGAGAUCAUCGGAUGCGGAGGAGAGGCUCCCCAAGAAACAGUUUUCUUUGGAAAACAAUCAGGAGAGCAGACGGACAAGUUGUAAUGCACCUGGCGUUGCGGCGUUGACCAAUCUGGUCGCGGAUUCGGGUGGCAGGUCAGACGAGCCAAGCUCGUGCACUAAAGAAAGCGAGGAGAUCAGCGAGGAGAUGGAAUACAAGAUUUUGGUGAACUUCUUCAAAAGCAUGGGCUACUCGCAACACAUUGUAGAGAAGGUGAUUGGAGGCCUGGGGCAGUCAGUUGAGCCCUUACUGCUUCUGGAAGAAAUUGAAAGAGAAAGUAAGAAGGGCCUCAGAGAGGAAGGCCAGAUUGUCGGAACCCAGGCAGUGAAAGAUAAAGGCAGCUCCAGCAACAAAGGUCCCCAUGGCCUGGAUCAUAAACUGGAGUCACCGAAGAACACAAAACAAAAUGUAGCUUUUCUUCCACAAACGCAGCGUAAGGUGGAAGAAAAGUCAAACAUGUCGAACAGUCAAAACACAACUGCUUGUGGCAAGAAUUUGCCGCAUAAAGACUGCAGCAAAGUCCGCUCAAGUUAUUUUUCAGAGCAGUGCUGUAAUUCCCAGACAAGUGAUGUUGAAAGUGAUGGUCGCUUGCAUGCAUGUGACACUGCACAGGGGGCAGCUCAAGACAGGAAACCCAAAGAUCCCAGGUUGGUAGCAAGAGGGGGCUUGGAGGCUCCAUGGCCACAGAUCCCGAAAGAAACCGUGGCUCUUCAAACGUGUGCCGAGCAGGCCACAAAGCACGGCCCACAGGGACGCGGCAACCCCUUGCAGUUCGGAGCUAGGCAAGCUCCUCCUCACCAACCUGAUCUCUCUGAACACCAGCUCCCGGACCCCAUCCUCCCCCCACAACUUAAUGGCCCUUAUCCAGAAAGGAGACCCGGGGGGUUGUACAACCGUCAAGCUGAUCCUUCUGUCACUGGGGUGCAGAGGUUUCUGGAGUCUUUGAAAAUGCCAUACAAGCUGGAAUUGAAGAAUGAGCCGGGGAGAGCACACCUGAAGUACAUUGUCAUAGACGGCAGCAACGUUGCAAUUUCUCAUGGUCUAAAUAAGUUUUUCUCAUGUCGGGGAAUUGCAAUAGCUGUGGAUUACUUCUGGAAACGGGGCCACCGAAAAAUCACUGUGUUUGUCCCACAGUGGCGAACGAGGCGAGAUUCUUCCAUCACAGAGCAACACUUCUUAACGCAGCUCCAAGAUAUUGGUAUUUUGGCCCUCACCCCUGCGAGGAUCGUGUUAGGAGCCCGGAUUGCAUCUCACGAUGACAGGUUUUUGCUGCAUCUGGCCGAGAAAACUGGAGGAGUUAUUGUUACUAAUGAUAAUCUCAGAGAGUUUGUAGAUGAAUCAACAUCCUGGAGGGAAAUUAUUCAGAGGAGGCUGCUCCCAUACACUUUUGUUGGAGACCUGUUCAUGGUUCCUGACGAUCCGAUGGGCCGAAUCGGACCAAGGUUAGAACAUUUUCUCCAAGAGGAAAUCCGUUCCAGGGGUAUUCCAUCACAUGUUGACCUUGCAAGAGGAGGGCUUCUUCCUUUUGGGACUUCGCACUUCCAUGUGAAACCUGAUAGCGGCGGACAGUCUGCAAAGGACACACCACCUGGACUUCUGCCUGCCCCAUCCCCUUUUCCGCCAGCACCCACAACUAACUCGGCCCACCCGCGAUCUCCUGCCGAAACCACCCGCUUAAGAGAUGCCUUGAAAAGAAUAUUCCCGACCUCUGAGCAGAGGGAGAAGAUUGAGGAGAUCCUUGCCCAGCAUCCUCACAUGAGGGACAUGAAUGCGUUGUCUGCCAUGGUCCUUGAUCUAGGCUGAGGGGCGGAACGGGAGCCCCUUGUUUUGCAGUUGGGGCUGUUAAUGUAGCGAUGCCCAUGAGCUGAUGUCAGGCCCUCUGUGACUAGACAAAGCUUAAUCCUUUUUGUAUAUAAAAAAAUUGUGAAUAUGCAAAGGAUUUGCAGAAAGCAGCUUUUUAAAAAAAAUUCACUUAAGUUAUGUUGCCUUUUCAGGGCUGUAUUGCUGCGUUCUUUUGAAAGAAAGCAAAUCUUUAUUUCUGACUGGCUUUGCACUGUUUCUGAAUGAAGUUGCAAGUUAUAUUUGGGCAAGAACUAGACCCAAGUUCAAUUUAAGGUGAAUUCACAUUUUAUUGUUUUAACUGAAAAUUACACAAACUUGCCUUGGGUUCUAACCAUUGAGUCAAAUUUGCCUGAUAACAGGAGAGAGUGAUCCACGCUUAUGCAUUGAUAAGUAAAUCACAGCAGUGGUCAGUACAUGAAGUCACCAUCUUAGCCCUAAAGACCUACCUGGCUAUUGCCUGCAAGCCCCUAUUGCUAUUGGCUGAACUUCUCUGAUGUCACCAUGUCCAAACAUGGGUCAAAGCAGGAAAUUAUAGUGUCAGAGUGUUGUCAGUUCAAUGCCAGAUACUGCUAGGAUGAACUUGGAAGUGUGGAAGGGCAAGAGAAGGAACUGCUGCCAAGGAGAGGUGGGGGAUCCUGAAUUCCAUGCCGAUUAAAAACAGGGAUGUGCACAAAGCAUUUCGGUGGGGCGGGGAGCAGAACCUGUAAGGAUGAGUAAACCUGCCCCCCACCCCCAUGCCGCUUUUCCUGCUGCGGCGCGGCAGUGCUCAGAAGUCUGUGUGUGCUGUGCGUGGCGCCGGUACGCACAUGGCCGUUGUGCAUGGUCAACAGCGUGUGUCUUGGCACCGCGCCCAGGCUGCUGGGUCAGCACAGCAGCUGCGCACGGACUUGGGAGCGGCUCAGUGCCACAGCCGGGGAAGCGGUGAAGGAGCAGGUAAGGACCUGCUUUACUCAUCCUUAAAGGUGUCCCCCCCACCCCCUUGGCCCCGCUGAAACGAUUCGACAGGCUGCACCGAAGCAAUUCGGCGCAUCCCUAUUGAACAUGCCAAAUUGUCUCAUGCACAUCCGUGAUUACAAGUGAUGAGCUGCAUUUUGUCCAUCCACUGUGCAAAAGUGUGCAAACCCAGGACUGUUGACUCUUGUCCAGAAAGUUAAUGAGGCCAGUGUGCAGAAAGUUAAUGAGGCCAGUGUGCACUGGUGCAUUGGUUUAAUCUGCCUUUUCGCACCUCUCCUUUUCAGGAGGGUCAAUGCCCCAACUGAGGCCCCUAGAGGGUGAUGAUAUAGAACACGUUAGAAUACUCUAGCCUCUGGGAGGCUAAUGUUGAAGAUAUCUUUUGUUCUGAAUUUGUGUGCUAUAGCUUUUAUUGUUGUUGUUUCUCAGUUCUAAGCACAGUUAAAGGAAACGUGUCUUCCCUAUGUUUAUAUUGAAUUUAAAAAAUGGCUCUCUAAAACACCACCGUACUAAAAAAAUAAAGCAGUUGUAUAGUGCAGGUACCUCCUGGAAGGUG